Messenger RNA from Myripristis murdjan (pinecone soldierfish), 4006 nucleotides. RefSeq names its product WD repeat domain 26a (gene wdr26a). The record is from RefSeq and is a predicted model, not a curated record. Lineage: Eukaryota; Metazoa; Chordata; Actinopteri; Holocentriformes; Holocentridae. Bases 402 to 2216 code for a protein of 604 amino acids. Gene Ontology annotation, cellular component: GID complex. Gene Ontology annotation, biological process: proteasome-mediated ubiquitin-dependent protein catabolic process. Gene Ontology annotation, molecular function: protein binding. The transcript has 14 exons.
CAAAGACGUGAAGGAAUUUCCGGUGACGUCGCUGCGUAUGUCCAUAACAGGGCUGCAGCUGUCUGAGAGCAACAAUAACAAGCUGUAACCGACAACUUAUACACGGCUUUAAUACUACCGACAGCGCCAAAUCACACCAAAUCUACCAAAAUGUGGCUGUCGAAUUAACUGUGGCCUCUGCCUCUUCGUCCUCCGAGUCGGAAACCGGCGGAGCGUCGCUGCCACCGCCGCGGAAGAAACACCGAGACUCGGCCGCAGAGGGAGCAGGGCAGUUCGCGGCUGCAACUGGGUCAGUGGGCCUGUCCGCGGCUGUCCCGGUGCUUUUCACUUUCCCGUCUUCUCCCGUUGCGCCUGUCAUUCGUUCAAAUCCGCACGGUGCAGCCCGCAUAAACCGUCGUAACAUGCAGGCCAACGGGGCAGGACAGGACCGAGAUUCAGAGCUGUCCUGCCGAAACGGUGCUCAAAACGGCGAGUCGUCCUCCGCCGGCGGAGCUCACUCGAACGGACUUGUGUCAGUCACCAACAAUGAAAACUCUAUCAGCAACAACAACGGAGUGGCAGCCCAGCCUGCGUCCAACAACAGCAACACCACGUCGGACGCCAAUUCCUCCAUCAAGAAGAAAAAGCGUCUGUCUCAGUCUGAGGAGGAUGUCAUCAGAUUGAUAGGGCAGCAUCUACAUGAUCUAGGGCUGAAUCAGACGGUGGACCUGCUGAUGCAAGAGUCUGGCUGCAGAUUGGAGCAUCCGUCUGCCACCAAGUUCCGCAAUCAUGUUAUGGAAGGAGAGUGGGAUAAGGCUGAGAGUGAUCUGAAUGAGCUGAAGGCAUUAAUGCAUUCUCCAAGCGCUAUAGUGCGUAUGAAGUUCUUGCUGCUGCAGCAGAAGUAUUUGGAGUAUCUGGAGGAUGGGAAGGUCCUGGAGGCACUACAGGUUCUCAGAGCCGAACUCACGCCCCUCAAAUACAACACAGAGCGCAUCCAUAUACUGAGCGGGUACUUGAUGUGCAGCCAUGCAGAAGACCUGAGAGCCAAAGCGGAAUGGGAAGGCAAAGGCACCGUAUCCCGUACAAAGCUUUUGGACAAGCUACAGACAUACCUGCCUCCAUCAGUGAUGCUGCCGCCUCGCCGGCUGCAGACUCUGCUGAAGCAGGCAGUGGAGCUGCAAAGGGAACGCUGCCUCUACCACAACACCAAGCUGGACAGUGGCUUAGACUCCGUCUCUCUGCUGCUGGAUCACGCCUGCAGUCGGAAACAGUUUCCCUGCUACACUCAGCAAAUCCUCACUGAACACUGCAAUGAAGUCUGGUUCUGCAAGUUCUCCAAUGACGGCACCAAACUGGCCACAGGAUCCAAAGAUACCACAGUCAUUGUGUGGCAUGUUGACACGGAAACCCACCAGUUGAAGUUGAUGAAGACUCUGGAGGGUCACGCUUAUGGUGUAUCCUACCUGGCCUGGAGCCCCGAUGAUGCCUAUCUGAUUGCCUGUGGUCCAGACGAUUGCUCAGAACUGUGGCUUUGGAAUGUCCAGACGGGGGAGUUGCGAACAAAGAUGAGCCAAUCUCACGAGGAUAGCCUGACCAGCGUAGCCUGGAAUCCAGAUGGCAAACGCUUCGUCACCGGUGGCCAGAGAGGCCAGUUCUACCAGUGUGACCUAGAUGGAAACCUCCUGGACUCAUGGGAGGGAGUUCGGGUGCAGUGCCUGUGGUGUUUGAGUGACGGCCGGACCGUCCUCGCAUCCGACACCCACCAACGCAUCCGAGGAUACAACUUUGAGGACCUGACAGACAGAAACAUAGUGCAGGAGGACCAUCCCAUCAUGUCUUUCACUGUUUCAAAGAAUGGAAGGUUAGCUCUGCUGAAUGUUGCAACUCAGGGAGUGCACCUGUGGGACCUGCAGGACCGGGUGCUGGUGAGGAAGUAUCAGGGUGUGACCCAGGGCUUUUACACCAUCCACUCUUGCUUCGGAGGACACAAUGAAGACUUCAUCGCCAGCGGCAGUGAAGACCACAAAGUUUACAUCUGGCACCGGCGCAGUGAGCUGCCCAUCGCAGAGCUGACUGGUCACACCCGUACAGUCAACUGUGUGAGCUGGAACCCAGUCCUGCCAGGUCUGCUGGCCAGCGCCUCCGACGACGGGACCGUCCGAAUCUGGGGACCCGCCCCUUUCCUGGACGUCCAGGAUGCCGAGGGGCUAAAUGAAUGUUGUAGCAUGGACAGCUGAUGGUGAGCUGGCCGCUCAGGACCUGCUGUACUUGUGAAACUGCAGAGAAUAAGACUCUAAUAGACUCUUGAAUGGAUGAAGCGAAGAACGCUUUCUGAGUUUUGACGGCUGCUUCCUGGAGACUGGGCCACUGGUGCUGUCCGUCAGGAUGUCACAACACAGAUGUCAGACUAAAAUCACACUAUUGAAACUGGGCCCAGGCAGACGAAGCCGGGCUCCGGGACCCUCAGCAUCUGACAGUCAUUGUUGCACCUCCUCCUGUAUCUGGACCCAUCCUCUCACCGCCACGCCAGGACCACCACCCUUAUGUUAUUUAUUAUCAGCAUUAUUUAUUCUCAUUAUUAGUCCAUUGAAUAGUGAUAGGCUAUGAAGUAGCAGCGCACGGUGAAGGGCGUGUUCUAUUCCUCCUGUGACGCACUUGUUUUCGUUAGUUUGACUCAGUGCUGCCUGAACCGCGCAAAUGAAGAAGCUCAAAUUUCUUUUUUUUUUUUUUUUUUGUUUCACCUCCUGAACCUUUUAAGAGAGAUUUUAACUGCAAGUAUAUUUUAUCAGAAUUUAAUGGAUGUAUUACCCACCGAAGAGAAUCCUGGAAAUGCUAAAUACGAGGUUAUCUUGUCAUUGUUUUUUUCUUUCUUUUUUUAAAUCAAGUACAUUUAACUUUGAGUGUGUGUGUGUGUUUUUUUUUUCCUGCUAGUUUCAGCUUGUUUUCUUAUGGUGAGAGACAGGAUAUUUGACGGGCAUGUUUCAUAGGAUUGCACAGGACUAAAUAGUAUUUUAUUAUGCUGUGGUUCACAUCGGUCUGUUCCCGCUAUGCCUAUGUUGAUUUGUUAGCUGCCGUGUAGCAGCUACAGUGAGGAAAGAUCUAGAGUUGGAGGGAAUGAUCUGUAUGUGUUUGUCGUGGCUGUUCGACCUCCUUGCCUUCAGCGUGUUUUCCUCUCAUGUUACAUUUUAUUUUGCUGUUUUGCUCUCGCUUUGUCUUUUCUUCCCCCAAGCUGUGGUGAACUGUAUUGAUUUAUUUCUAAAUCUUGAGUGUUCUCAUAUGUAAUUUAUUCAAGCUCUGGCAUAAAUACAUCAGUCAUUCACUGUUAAUAUGGACUGUUUGGUUGUUACAUGUGUUGGGUUUCUCGUAUCACUGCAAUCAUUUUGUCUCGUUUUUAUUUGCUACAAGUGGAGCUCUAUCAUUUUAAUAAUUGCUGAACGUAUAACACAUUUGUACACAAAUGUAACAUACGAUUAUAAACUUGUACAAAGUGUUUCUUUUGGAGAGUCAUAUAAACAACCUUGCCUGAUACUGUAUGUUCUAUGUAAUAUGUGCUGUAUAUUUCUAUGUUAUGGCAUGUAUUAUGAGGCUGUGUACAAACAGCAGACAGGAUGAUUUUUUUUUUUUUCCUGCCCAGAUGCCAUCUCCACCAUCACCAGCUUAAACGAUGUCAUCACAGAGCAGUGCAUACUAGUGGUACACAACAAGUAGAUGUACACGCACACACACAACACACACACACCUCUAAUACACAUGACAAUAUGAGUCAGUCACAGAUGUGGUGUUCUAGUUUCUGCUUCUGCAAGGUUUUUGUUUACUUCUGAGUAUUUUUGGGGCUUCUUGUGUUUCUCCUCCUCGCUGUAAGAAGCUGAAGUAAGAAAUCUGUUUGCUUGCAGCCAAUUUACAAGAAUCCAUUUUACAUUUUAAAUGUGCUAUUACAAAAAGUGAUUGUACUGUUACGUAUUGUUGUGUAGGAGAAGUGUUAUGUAUGCAUAUUUUCAAUAAAGCAUUCAGGGUUUUAAAAUGUUAA